Molecule: messenger RNA, 1272 nt
Organism: Xiphias gladius (swordfish)
Lineage: Eukaryota; Metazoa; Chordata; Actinopteri; Istiophoriformes; Xiphiidae
Gene: gal3st1b
Product: galactose-3-O-sulfotransferase 1b
Exons: 2
Coding region: 1-1272 (423 amino acids)
Biological process (GO): galactosylceramide biosynthetic process; myelination
Cellular component (GO): membrane
Molecular function (GO): galactosylceramide sulfotransferase activity
Source: RefSeq, a predicted model, not a curated record
AUGUCAAGCAUCACAGGAAAGAAGUGCACACCUGUAAUACGAGGGCUGAUUCUGUGGGUUUUAUUGACCAACGUCAUGCUGGUGCUCUACUGCCUGACGAGCCCAACUCAAGUGACGAUCAGGGGCACGCAGGAGGAUACUUGUUCUCUCAGCAUGGCAAAAUUAUUGAAAAAUGUGAGCACCCCUUCUCAAAGCACCAAGUCAAAAGAGUGCUCCCCUGCAGUUAAUAUCAUGUUCAUGAAGACCCAUAAAACUGCUAGCAGCACUAUAAUCAACAUCCUCUUCAGAUUUGGGGAAAAGCACAAGCUGAAAUUCGCCUUACCUGAUGAGCGCAAUGACUUCUUCUACCCAUCGCCUUUCCAGUGCUCCCAGGUGAGGGACUACAGGCCUGGAGACUGUUUCAAUAUUGUUUGCAACCACAUGCGCUUCGACCACCAAGAAGUAGCCAAGCUCCUGCCUCCAGAUGCCGUGUACGUGACCAUCUUACGUGACCCUGUGGAUCUCUUCGAGUCGUCCUUCCACUAUUAUCACAGAGCAGUUCCUCUGACAUGGAGGAUCCAUGGGAAAAACAAACUGGCAGAGUUUCUAAACAAUCCUAAAACCUUCUACAGCCCAGAGGCUUACAACUCAUUCUACCUUAAAAAUCUGCUCUUUUUUGACUUUGGGUUUGAUAACAACGUCGAAGCUGAUGAUCCACAUGUGAUGAAGAACAUUCAUAACUUAUCGAAGCAUUUUGCUUUGGUCCUCAUAGCCGAAUAUUUUGAGGAGUCUCUCGUCCUGCUUAAGGACAUACUCUGUUGGACCAUGGAGGACAUUAUAUAUUUUAAGCUAAAUGCUCGCAAGAGCUCAUCGGUAUCCCGACUGACCCCUGAGUUCAGAGCCAAAGCUUUAGAUUGGAACGGGGCUGACUGGAGACUCUAUCAGCACUUUAAUGCCACUUUCUGGGCCAGAGUAGAGGCGUACGGGAGAGAGAGAAUGCAACAGGAGGUAAAUGAGCUAAGGAGAAGAAAUGCUGAGAUGAAAGCCAUCUGUAUCGAGGGAGGAGAUGCAGUUGAAGCUCAAAAGAUUCAGAACAGCCGUUUCCUGCCGUGGCAGCCAGUUGGAGAGUCUUCCAUCCUGGGGUACAACAUGAAGAAAGAUAUUGAUCCCGAAUUCAGGACAAUUUGCGAAAAAAUGCUCACACCAGAAAUCCAGUACUUAUCCGACUUGGGUGUAAGCCUACGGCUUACUCGACUCUGGGGUUGGUUAAAAGAUGCUGUUUUUACAGUUUGA